Molecule: messenger RNA, 1862 nt
Organism: Nicrophorus vespilloides
Lineage: Eukaryota; Metazoa; Arthropoda; Insecta; Coleoptera; Silphidae
Gene: sigmar
Product: tumor necrosis factor alpha-induced protein 8-like protein
Biological process (GO): regulation of apoptotic process
Cellular component (GO): cytoplasm
Source: RefSeq, a predicted model, not a curated record
AAUUCCCAUUGCGUCGCCAUCAGCCUGAAAACAAGCCAUGACGACGAUCGUCGAGCUCGAAAGUUGGGUGAUCUAUCAAUGCAUUGUCACCGAAUGCAGCGACUGUCUCUUCAUGAGCGAAAGUGCAUUCAGGGCUCGCGACAUCGGACUCCGCGCCCAGAAGAAGAUCUUGUCGCGGAUGGCCAACAAGAACUUCGCCAAAGCCUUCAUCGACGACAACACCUCGACGCUUCUGGAUAAUCUCUACAGAUUGGUGAAGCAAUACUCGAACAACAAGAAGGAAGCGGAGAAGCUCAUCAAGAACAUCAUCAAAGUUGUGAUCAAGAUCGCGGUGAUAGGGAAGAACGAGCAGUUCAGCAACGACGAGGUGAUGCUGGCGGAGGACUUCAAGAAGAAGUUUCACAAGGUCGGAAUGGCGAUAGUGUCGUUUUACGAAGUAGAUUACAGCUACGAUCAGAAGUUCCUCGUAUCCGUACUGAACGACUCACACACGUGCCUUAAUGCGAUCGUUUCGAAACACUUGACGGACAAAUCGAUAUCGCGCAUCGACAGUGUGUUCAACUUCUUCACGAACGAGCAGUUCCUGGACACCAUCUUCAAACCGGACUCGGAGUACCGGGACAUCCUCGGCCGUCUCGUCACCGACCUGAACAGGGCGAUGGAAAAGGGAGAUCUUUAGUGAUAGAGAAACAAAACGAGAAAUACGCUUACCAAAAAUUUUAAAGAAAUCAUUACUUUACGUUAUUACUAUUAUCUAACAAAAGAAAAGAAGGAAACCGUUUUAGAACUAUUAUUAUUAUUAUUAAGUUUGUUAUUCGUUGACUUUCGGUGUGAAUGUUGAGUGUUUAUAUUAGUUUUAUUGUUUUCGGGGGGGUCCAAAUUUCUUUAUUUGUAUCGAGGAUGUACUUAAUAAUCCAAACAUAUCUUUUAGUUACAUAUGAUGAGCAUAAAUUAAGCGAACGCCUUAUGGAAGUGAAAAUACUGAAGCAACAGUAAUAAUUUAUAUAUAUACAAUUUAUGUAUUUACAAUUGCAAAGAAAAAAAAAACAUGAUUACAAACGAACAAAUCACAAAUCAGAUCAAAUAUUCUAAAUCUAAAAUACUCGAUUAUUUAUAUGUAUUGAACGCUUCACAGGGUUUUUUAUAAAUAAAUAUAUAUAUUAUAUUAUAUAGACAACAAAAAGAGAAAGAAUAAAGACGAAUGUAAUCAGUCAAUACUCGAAGAUUUUUCUUUUAAAAUUGAUGUUAAGAAAAUGAAAAUGAGUGAAAUGAUAAAUGGAAUAAACUGUUUUAGAUAUAUUAGCGACAAUAAUGAAAAAUCUGUCCUAAAAGCAGCCGCAGCCAUGUGGAUAAUGCAAGAAAAAAAAAUGUUUUCGGUCGCGUCUGCCCUUGUUGUUUCAGUUUGUUAUACACACACACACACUCACAGACACCAGUGUUUCUUCAAAUUGUUUAAAAUAGAAAGAACACGUUUCAGAUUCCCACCGAGAAAGCGCUUUUUUUUGCAGUAGUUGCAUUUAAUAAACAUAAACUGAAGCCCCCAAAAUGUACGUGUCGUAACGGGCAGACGCGUAUGUGUAUGUGAACUAGUCAAGUGUACAAGUGUUCAUUAAACUGUAGUUACAUAAUUUAAGGAGCGAAAAAAUGAUGUUCGUUCACUUGCGAGAGUGGAAGAGAGUAAACAAUUAUUUAUUUAUACAUAUAUUAGCAAUACGAUGUACACGCAAUUUACAAAAUAAUGUAAAGAUUAUGUGAACAAACGAAAAUUUGUAUGUGGAAUUUCCGAGUGCGGGGAAAUCUUCGUGUGAAUAUAUCACUUUACGGGCACAAUUUACUGUAAAUUUCGAAAUUUUCAAAAAAAA